Messenger RNA from Penicillium macrosclerotiorum, 1560 nucleotides. Its product is annotated as phenylalanine--tRNA ligase. The transcript has a single exon. Gene Ontology annotation, biological process: phenylalanyl-tRNA aminoacylation. Gene Ontology annotation, molecular function: ATP binding; phenylalanine-tRNA ligase activity; tRNA binding. Lineage: Eukaryota; Fungi; Ascomycota; Eurotiomycetes; Eurotiales; Aspergillaceae. The record is from RefSeq and is a predicted model, not a curated record. Gene Ontology annotation, cellular component: cytoplasm; mitochondrion. Bases 1 to 1560 code for a protein of 519 amino acids.
AUGCGAUUAUUCGCGACCGGUAGGGCCCUGCGUGCCAGCAGUGGCCGUUGGUCGAUUGCCUCGACUCGACCUAGAAUCCCCCUCGCCCGAACAUACCCGCUCCGCCAGUCCAUUCCCGCCGUCACUCGAGACUGGAGCUCGACAGUCGCUUGCCGGGUAGCUGAUCAGAGCGGCAAUGCCAGCUCAGGCAGGCAAGCAGCAAGUGGCCCGCCCAAACUUGCGAUCGAGGGUGACAAUUAUCCCACCGACCAGUGGACCAACACCCCGGAAACGAUUCUGUCCCAUGUGGGACGACGUCUCUAUCUCGAUGAGAACCACCCGCUCGCAAUCACACGCAAGCUCAUUGAGAGCCAAUUCCCCGCUCCAGUCUUCGGCAAUUAUUUUGAGAAGAACCCUGUUGUUACUACCACCCAAAAUUUUGACGUCCUGGGCUUCCCGCCGGACCAUCCAGGUCGCAGCCGAACAGACACAUACUACAUCAACGACAAAACCGUCUUGCGCACCCAUACCAGCGCACAUCAGCAAGCCUACUUCCAGCAGAUCAACCAAAAUGAAAAGACACGGCCCAAAGAAGUUGGAUAUACGGUGAUUGCCGAUGUCUAUCGCCGCGAUGCAAUCGAUCGCAGUCACUACCCGGUCUUUCACCAAAUGGAAGGUGCUAUGCUUUGGAAGCGGCCUGAUGAAAACCCGCUCGCGCAUUCCGCGGAGACCGCUGCGAAUAUUAGAAAAGAUCUGGAUCUGCUACCGCGCCACGAUGUCCCGGUCGAGGACCCCAAUCCAACCCUCCACGCUCAGCGGAACCCGCUGCAGGCCGAGCAUCACAGCGAGGAAGAGGUCGAGGCGAUUGCAGCACAUCUCAAGCGCUCCCUUGAACUCAUGGUUAUUCGGGUCUUCACCGAGGCUAGCAAGGCCGCUGCAGCGAGCUCUAAUAGCGAUGCUCAGCCCGAACCGCUGAAGGUGCGUUGGGUGGAGGCGUACUUCCCUUUCACCAGCCCCUCGUGGGAGCUUGAAGUGUUCUGGCAGGGUGACUGGCUGGAGAUCUUGGGGUGCGGCGUCAUCAAGCAAGAUCUGCUGAACCAAUCCGAUGUCUCCAACCGCGUCGGCUGGGCUUUCGGCCUGGGCAUCGAGCGCAUUGCCAUGCUCCUGUUCAAUAUUCCCGACAUCCGCCUUUUCUGGUCUCGCGACGAGCGAUUCCUAUCUCAGUUCCGCGCCGGCCAAAUCACCCGCUUCGAACCCUUCUCCAAGCACCCUGCCUGCUACAAAGACGUUGCCUUCUGGCUCCCACCGUCUGCUGUCACUGGUGGGAGCAGUGCUGCCGGCGGUGCGGUACCAUUUCACGAAAACGAUGUGAUGGAGAUCGUCCGUGGAAUCGGCGGUGAUCUUGUUGAGGACGUUAGCCUGAUCGAUGAAUUCACGCACCCCAAGACCGGCCGCAAAAGCAUGUGCUACCGCAUCAACUAUCGUAGUUUGGAGCGAACCUUGACCAACGAAGAGGCUAAUGAGAUGCAUGACCAAGUCCGGGCGAAACUGGUUGGCGAUUUUGGGGUGGAGUUGAGGUGA